AUGCCUCCACCAUCUCCGACAAUCGACAAAUCUAGGCCCGCUAUUAUGUCUUCGUUCUCCACCUAUCGUGCUCAAAGCAAUAGUGGUGGUGGUGAUAGCGACGACUUGGGUGGUGUCGACGGUGUACCUGUAACAGAUCAAUUAUGUGGCGAUAAUGUUGUAGAUGGUCUUAUUGGUUGUGGAGGUGGUGGUCAGAGAGAGCAGGCGAGCCAGAAAGCUGAAGAUGAGAUUGAGCAGGAGCGGCUGCAGAUGAUUGAUUGGCAUGAUUUUGUUGUUGUUGAGAUUAUAGACUUUGCAGAUGACGAGGAUGAGGAUUUACCGCCUCCAAUGACACUCGAGGGAGUUAUAAGGAGGAGCAAGAUGUUGCGCCGGAGUUUGUUGCCGGAGAGGUUGCACUGA
This is a messenger RNA of Fraxinus pennsylvanica, 399 nucleotides long. NCBI's taxonomy places the organism in Eukaryota, Viridiplantae, Streptophyta, Magnoliopsida, Lamiales, Oleaceae. The record is from the annotation of a GenBank genome assembly.